This is a messenger RNA of Portunus trituberculatus (swimming crab), 712 nucleotides long. RefSeq lists its product as uncharacterized. The transcript has 2 exons. Lineage: Eukaryota; Metazoa; Arthropoda; Malacostraca; Decapoda; Portunidae. The record is from RefSeq and is a predicted model, not a curated record. The coding region runs from base 106 to 534 and encodes 142 amino acids.
GGGUUACCAUAUUUUUGUGGAGGUGAAGAAAGAAGCCCGUCGGUACCAAAUGUAAAAUGUAUCGCCAGCGCUCACGCAUGGAUAAAGGAUUUAGAAAAUAGAACAAUGACAAACUGGACAGACGAAGGGAGGAUAGAGUUGGCCAAGCAAUAUGCAUUGGACAGUGCAUAUACUCAUAUGACACACUGUGCAACGCAACAUAAAAAUGAUUGGGAUGAUGUGAGAAAAGCAUUCCUUGAUAUUUAUCCAGAGGAUAGAUCGCUUCCAAGCCUGAUCAGUGAAUUGUCAUCAGUAACUCGACAGCCCAGAGAAACCAUAACAGAGCUCUAUAUCAGAGUAGAAGGGAUUGUGGCAAAAUUAGACAGCAUGAAACCCACAGACUGUGGGGCUAUGCAUGGGAUACGUUCAAGCCUGGGAUGUACCCCAAAGCUCACCUCCUCAACAAGGGAUGAGUUUCUCCCAAGACCAUCAACUACUUGUAACUGGACAAGCUUAUGUGGUGCCUUUUUUGUUGAAAUUGGAGGAUAUCUAUGAGCCAAUUAAAAAAGCCAUCAAUAUCACUCAGAAUAUAAUAUAUAAUUUAGAUGAAAUUGCAGGAGAUGAUUUUAUCAUCAAUCAGAAUAUGAUAUAUAAUUUAGAUGAAAUUGAGGGAGAUGAUUUUAUCUUGUUUACCUCUUUGAUUUCUCAGCAUAUCCUGGCUUUUCAAGAAAGA